Messenger RNA from Centruroides sculpturatus (bark scorpion), 3836 nucleotides. RefSeq lists its product as uncharacterized. The transcript is spliced from 3 exons. The record is from RefSeq and is a predicted model, not a curated record. Bases 255 to 2555 code for a protein of 766 amino acids. Lineage: Eukaryota; Metazoa; Arthropoda; Arachnida; Scorpiones; Buthidae.
AUAAUUUUUUUUAUUGUAGGAAAUAUCUUCAUGAAAAUUUUACAAAAUACUGCAAAGAAGAUAUGGAUGGAUUAGAUUAACAAAAAAUAAUAAAAUUCAUCAUUUCUGUAUUAGAAAAGAAGAAGAAAAUUGAUAUUCAAAAUAUAACUGGACAUUUUUCACAAUUGGGCCUACAGUAUUCUUUAAAAGGAAAACUAAAUAAAUGUGAAGCUGUUAUUAAAAUAUCCAAGUAUAUUCCUUAUAAAUGAAAAUGAAUGGUGGAAUUGAGGAAUACAAAAUCUCAAAAUAACUUACUCAAAACUGUUUUUAAAAACAUGGAAAUAAAUGAAGAAAAUAAUUACAAUGAAAUAUUAAAUAAUGUUAAAGGUAAAAUAAUUCAUAUAAAUGGUCAAUUUGGUUUUAUUGAAUUGUGUCAAUUUGCUGGUACUACUGUAUAUUUCGACAAGGGCUCAUUUGAAAAUGGUGUUGAAUUAAAUCUUGAUAAAGUAGCAAAAGUUGGUGAUAUCGUAACUGUUAAAGCAAAGAGAACUGAAGGCCACAAAGCUAAAUAUCGAGCAAUCAAAGUAUGGAAAGAGAAAUCUUAUCCUUUACAUCAUUGGGCAUCAAGUUCUAGUAUUACCUCUAUAUCUUCUCAAGAAUCCAGGGGAACUGAAACCAUUAAAGGUAUUGGCCAUAUUGUCAAACUUUUUCCUACUUAUGGCUAUAUUAGAAGUUUAAAUAGAAAAAAUAAGAUAUUUUUUCAUAAAGAUAAAGUAGUUAGUUCUAGUAGUGAAACCAUAAAUUUAUUAAGUGAUAUUUUUAAAAUUAAUGAUAUUGUUCAUUUUGAUGCUAUUCCAUCAAGAUUAAAUACUACAGAAAUCUUGCAUGAAGCAACUAAAGUGUGGACAACAACAGUUGAAGAUUAUGUUAAUGAAACAGAAAAUGAUUUUGCCAGUGAAAGCAGUACAUCUACUCAAGAUUGUGCAAUAGUUUCUUUUGAUGACGAUGAUGAUGAUGAUGAUCAUAUUUUCAAUGAAACUGGAAAAAUUUUUUUCUCUGAACAAGAUAAUUGUAUUGCAAAAAUAAAAUUUGAAAAUAAAGAAAUUAUUAUUUCAUCAGAUGUUUCUUUUUAUAAUAAUGAAGAAUUAGAUGAUCUUGUAUGGGCAUUAGAUGAAGGAGAUGAAGUGCAAUUUGAUGCUGAAUUUCAGGCUGACAUGUGGAAAGCAUUAAUAGUUUGGAAAGGAAAUAAGCCAGAGGAAUUUAUCAAACAAAAGAAAUCAAAAAAAUCAUUUAAAGAAUGUAAUAAUGUAUUAGACAAAAGUAAGGUGUCUGACUAUAAUCUUCAGAAAAUUAAUUCAUUUGCAAUAAGGAAUCCAAAUAAUCCAAAAUCUACUUAUGCCAGUAAAUUAAGUAAGUUGGACAGUUUGUCAACUAAUAAAACAAACACAAAGACAGAAAAGUAUUCAAAAAGUAAAAACAGUUUUCGUAAAGUAGAUCAUGGUUGGAAUGAAGACACAUUUGAUAUACAGAAUGAAGAAUGGCCUGAUUUAAAUACUAAAUCAAAACUGAAUUAUGAUAAAAAUAAUAAGGAAUGUAAGAAAACAGAAAUAAACGAUUUUAUUAGUAAUGAUUUAAAAUACAGUAACAAGUUAAACAUGCCCAAAAACCAAACUGAAACAUCAGUUUUUCUUGAGAACAUAAGUGUUAAUGAUAAACAAUACUACUGCUUUGAUGAUAAUCUUGAUGACAGUAAUAUUGAAAUUUCAGAAUGUGAAAAAUCUGUUGUGAAAAAAAUCCAUAUGAAUGGUCAAUUUGAAACUUUUCAAAAUGAGGUUGGUAAAAUAAAAUAUUUAACAAAAGAAUAUGGAUUUUUAAAUUGUGAUAAAUUUACAGAAGAAAAACCUUUCUACUGGGAAGAUGCUUAUUAUGAUGGAUUGUGUAUAAGUGAACAUUUUUCUGGAUUAAAUGAAAUAUUUGAGGAAUUUGAACAGUUACAUUUCAAUUACUUACGUUACACUGAUGAAAAUCAAAAAGUAUGGGAAAGGAUAACUUUAGUUUGGAAAGGAAAUAAACCUGAGCAUUUUACAGAAAUUACACCAGAACAAUUUUUAGAACUUAUGGGUAUAUAUAGUCCUACCAAAACUUAUUCUGUAGAAACUGAAGAUAUAAAUUCCAUAUCAAAAUGUGCAACAAGUAGUAAAAAUUCUAAUCCGUACGAGAAUAGUUUUGCAGCAAAUACUGUUGAUAUAACAAAAGAAGUUGCAUUCACAAAAGAAGUAAAAGAUUUUAAUACCAGAGAAAAUAAAGAUGAAAGCUGCUAUUCAAAUUACCAGGUUAAUGAUGGUAUUGAACCGGCAGUUUUGGAAACUCUGAAAGACUUAACUAAAUUAUUAGUCUCGUCGAAUCAAACGUCGGAAAUAAAAGAAAUAGAUUGCGAAAGAGAGAGAUUUCGGAACGGAACUUUCACAGACCACAAACAAACGAGCAAUACAAAAUUACAAACGAAAACUUGUGAUGUUGGAACACAAACCUUUAUCACUGGCAAAGUUUUGUCGUUUGAAAUAUUUCCUUUUUAAUAUAAAAUUUUAAAAUGUUGCAAAAAUUUAUUUGUUGAUUUAAAUAAAUAAAUAAAUAUAUAUAUAUAUAGUGGGGAGGAGGGUAUUAUGGAAUACCAUUUACAUUUCUAAAAAUAACUUUACUGAUUUUUGAAUAAAAAUCCCAAAAUCAUCAUGAGUAAAUACUAUAACUAAUUGUAAUGAACUGCCACUUGUAAAAAAAAUAAUACUUAUUUUGUUGUUAUAAAAAAAUAUAUUUAAAAAAAGUCACAAAUGGAGGGUAAUAUGGAAUAGUCGGGUAAUAUGAAAUAGAGGGUUUAAACCAUUGAAAAACUAAUUAUACUUCAUAAAACAUAGUUAUUUUUAACUAUAAAAACCAUAUUUUUAAGAUUAUGUGAAUGUCAUUUCUGUUUCGAGUCUAUUUACAAAAGUCAUAGAUAUAAUUUUCUUUGCUCCGGUACAAUCAAGGUGAGCCCAUAGAGAACAGCUGAAGCAUUGAAUCCAAAUUUUCCCUCGUUCAUCUUCGGAGAAUUUUCUGUUACAGAAGAUACAUUCAGCGUCUUCGUUUUCUGGUUCUUUAGUUGAUGGCAUGAAGUCCAUUACAGAUGAUACAACAGAAUGAAACGAUUCACCGCUGCUAAUGCUGGAGUCAUCUCUAGUAAGUUUAGGUCUAGAAGGUCGGUCUAAGUUUAAUUUCUUAACAGGUGGUCUUUGAAUGUUUGGUUUCUUUUGUUGUUUUGAAGCUUCUAGUUCCUUCUUUUUGGCUUUUUCUUUCAGUUUAUCCAUUUAUCCUAGUAUUCCAUAAUACCCGACACGUCAUCUUGGAAAAUGAACCGUUAAACUGAUAGACAAAACAUUGUUAGCUAAAAAACGACUACAAUAUAACAAACUACAAUUCUUUUAGUGUACAUUAUGCUUAACAUCGAUGUUCAAGUCACAUGUGUACUAGUAGGUUAAAAUGUUUGAAAACUUGCCUGCAAAAACUCUUGAAAAUCACAAAACACACUUUGUUCUGUAGCGAGUGGUACGACAACAACAAGCAGUCAACUCUCACUGCAUUGCAGCGUGGGAGUCUUUCUUGAGUAGUUCAUGGUAUUCUCACAUAAUAGCAGCAACAGAGCUGAAACCUCGGUAUUCCAUAUUAGCCACCUCUCCUCUAUACAGUAUAUAUAAAAUAUAUAUUACAAUACAAACACUUUAAUAUAUAAAAUCUAUAUUUUAAAUAAUAAAGCAAAACAGCAAUACACACAACGGAAUGAUAUAUAUAAUAUGACGAUUUUUAGUCUCUGUAAUCCAAAAAUA